AUGGAGAGGUCUUGGGCGGGUUUGAUUAUUUUGGGCCUCGCUGCUUCAGCACACAGCUAUGACAAUGAGGUCCUGUUAAAGCUGGAGAGCCCUGGCUACCAGCACGUCCAGGGUCCGGACGGUCUCCACCUCGAAGACCUGUGGCUAAAAGUUAAAGACCAAAAGGAGUCUGACCAAUACGAGCCAGAGAGAGACAACGCAUAUCACUUAUUCACCAGAUCCAAUCCUAAGACCAGCCAGCCUCUCGUGUUAGGAAGCGAAAAUGUACUGAAGGCGUCUAAUUACGACGAGAAAAAACGUACUAUUAUAUUAGUACAUGGAUGGAGGAAUGUCGCGACCUCAAACUUCAAUGCUUUGCUAGUUCCGGCUUUCCUCCAGGCCGAGGAUUUGAAUGUCAUCAUCGCAGACUGGAGCAUCGGGGCAGCCGGCAACUACGUAGUGGCCCUGCUGAAUGUUUUUAAAUCGGCCAAAGCUGUGGCUGGCUUCAUCGAAUGGCUGAACCGGACCAGCGGCUCCAAGGUCUCUCAGUACCACCUCGUGGGGCACAGUCUCGGCGGACACCAGGUCGGCAUCAUCGGGAGGCAUCUGGGUGGAAAAGUUCCAUACAUCACUUCUCUGGACCCAGCAUCACCAGGCUGGAAUUUAAACCCUAACAGGUUUCAGUCUACCGACGGAAUCUACACGGAGGUCAUACACACUAACGCUGGGCUCAGAGGAUUUCUACCCCCCCUGGGCGACAUGGACUUCUAUCCAAACGGUGGAGUCGAGAUGCCUGGCUGCCAAGACUUAAGCUGCAGCCAUCAUAGAUGCAGCUUCUACUUCGCCGAGUCGCUGAAGACGGGUGGAUUCACCGCUCGGAGAUGCCGCAACUUCGUCGAAGCCGUCAACCAGCAGUGCAACUUGCCGGAGACCGCGCAGAUGGGAGGCUUACGGCCGAAAACCGGCAAAACUGGCAUCUUCCAUUUGCGCACAAACGCCGGAUCGCCAUUCUCGUUAGGAUAAAUAGUGCAACUUUGAAACAGC
This is a messenger RNA of Bombyx mandarina (wild silkworm), 1023 nucleotides long. RefSeq names its product pancreatic triacylglycerol lipase. NCBI's taxonomy places the organism in Eukaryota, Metazoa, Arthropoda, Insecta, Lepidoptera, Bombycidae. Gene Ontology annotation, biological process: lipid catabolic process. The record is from RefSeq and is a predicted model, not a curated record. Gene Ontology annotation, molecular function: serine hydrolase activity; lipase activity.